AUGUAUCGUCUAAUAAUUGGGUUUGUAUUUCUUGUUUUGUUUGAUUUUAUGUAAUUUCUUAUGACGAACAUUCAGACAGUUGUUUUACGAUGGUCACCAGCAGAUAGCGAUAUCCAUUGCCAACGCCAUUGGAUGCUCUUCCCAGCCUCCUCCGCCGUCUGACAAGCUUUUCCGCCUCGUUUCCCUUGCAAAACAGUUUGUUGAUGAUCCUGACGCGAAAGAAAAUGAGUUGACCCUUCCCGUAGGUAGUUUUGAAAGUUUUUUUCUUACUAUUUCGGUUUAGUUUGAACCUCCAUCGAGCGGUCUUGACUUGGAAUUUGAUGCUGACAUACAACCAACCUCGCCGGAACCUUGCAUGUAUGAAACGAUUUACUUGACUGUUCACAAGUCGGCUUGUAGAGCCGCUUCUUUUAAUAAUGAAGGUUCAUUUCAAACUGAUUACUCUUGUAAAUUAGGCCUUUAAAAUUUUAAAGGAACUUUGGUUGCUACUGGUUCUGCUGAUUGCUCAAUCAAAAUUAUGGAUGUGGAGAGGAUUUUCGCACGCGAGAGAGAAAGCAGAGAUUUGAACGAAAACGGCCCAGACGCCCAUCAUCCUGUCAUUCGUACAUUGUAUGAUCACCUUGAUGUGAGAAUAUUGUGUCAUUCAUAAACUUUGAAAGUGUUUUUUUUUUUCAGGACGUUAACUGCAUCAAGUUCCACCCACGCGAGCAAAUUCUGAUCUCGGGAUCCAAUGAUAAGACUGUCAAGUUAUUUGAUUUCUCUAAGACUGCUGUGAAAAGAGCUAUGAAAACUUUAUCAGUACGGGAAAAUGAGUCUUAAUCGGUUCUGAUAGUUUCAAAUUUCAGGAAGUUUAUCCUGUUCGAGCCCUCUCCUUCCACCCCGGCGGCGAGUUUCUUGUUGUUGCCACUGAUCAUCCAACAGUCCGUUUAUACAACAUCGAAACCGCUCAGUGUUACGUUUGUGCGAAUCCGAGUGACCAACAUUCACAACCCGUUCUGGACGUUUGAAUUUUCUAUAAUGAUGGCACAUUUCAGAAAUGUUUUAGGUCAAUUAUUCGACAAACGCCCGGCUUUAUGUGACGGCCUCGAAAGACGGCGAUGUGAAAAUAUGGGAUGGUAUUUCCAACCGUUGUGUUGAAACGUUCAAAGGGGCUCACGAUGGCUCAGCUAUUUGUUCGGCUAAGUUCACGAGGAACGGAAAGGUGAAAGGAAAUGUCCAACAAAAAAUGAACAUAUGUAAAUCUAUUGCAGGAAAUUUUUUAUGAUUUUUAGCUUUAGAAUUGUUUUCUUUUAAAGUUCGCUGAAGAUGAUUUUGGAGCGUUUUCGAAAAAUUAACAAUUUACAGUCAAAGGAUAAUCUUUUCUUCUUCAAAAAACUCAUCAAGUUAACAUCAUAAUGAAUAUAAUUUUUUUCAGUACAUCCUAACUAGCGGUAUGGACAGUAUUGUGAAGCUGUGGGAACUUUCGACAAACCGUUGUUUGAUCGCUUACACUGGAGCGGGAGCCACCGGCUCGACAGAUCAUCCGAUAAACGCCGAGUUCAAUCACAAUGAAGACUACGGUAACGAAUUUUUUUUUUUCAUUUAUGAUCAGUGAUUGUUCUUAGUGUUAUUCCCCGAUGAGAAGAGUGGAAGUCUUUGCUCAUGGGACUCGAGAAAUUCCGACAGGAAGCGUCUUCUUGCUUUGGGUUGGUUUUUCCUACGAAGAAAACGAUAUUAUCAAGAUUUCAAGAUUGAUAUCAUUAAUCAACCUUUUUCAGGACACACAACUUCAGUUCGGGCCUUCGUCCAUUCUCCCACGAUGUCUGCCUUCCUCACAGGCAGUGACGACUACAGAGCACGAUUCUGGUACCGAAAAGCCAUUCCUUCUCAGCCCUAA
Molecule: messenger RNA, 1876 nt
Organism: Caenorhabditis auriculariae
Lineage: Eukaryota; Metazoa; Nematoda; Chromadorea; Rhabditida; Rhabditidae
Source: the annotation of a GenBank genome assembly